AUGAUUAUGACGUCGAAAACGUCUACGGGAGACGGACACCGUCUCUCCUUCGCAAAGAUUGCUGCUUUGCCCCCACUAUUGCAACCGGAAGUUUCUGUUGCAUCUGAAAAAAGAAUCGGUCCACAGUCUAUUGAAGAACCGUCGCCUUCAGAACCGCAAUGCCUGCUGGAUAACGUUCUUUCUGGCCACGACGGCCUAAAUGCCGCGAGUAUAGAGGCCCAUGCCAUCGAUCGAGACAUCGAUUCACUCUCACAGGCCGUGCAAGUCGCCCAAAUCUCGGAGAAGACAGGCCAGGAGAGCAUGGAAUUCUCGGUCGAAGGCCAAGAAAAUGGAACUUUGAAACACGAAACCUCAUUUGAAGAUGAUCGGACCCACCUCUCAAACUCCUCAACGAAGCCAACCAGUUUUGAUUCAAAAAGUAUGGCAUCUGUGACUACUUUUGCCAUGGACGAAAAAGAUUCCCUACGCCCUGAUGAUAGCGCGAGUGUGCAGGCCAUAGACGAGGAAGAAUCUCUUUCUGGACCGGCAUCUGGUGCACCAAACUCAUUGACGGGGUCUGAAUCUGGUGCGCGUGGCUUCAGGGAUCUCCAAAGAUCACGGGUACCUCUUCCGAGCGUGGCUCCAAUUUACAAUGAUGGUUCUCAAAGGACCAAUGGUGUCUGUAUAGCAGACGCGGUUUCCAACAACUUUGUCGUUGCCAACCCAGAUGCAUUUUCGGCUGGUCGACCUUUGCAUGGAUUCCCCUCGGAGCCUGAUGAGAAGCUUCUUGAGGCUAUGAAAUCCCCCAAGGACCGUCUUCUAAUUCUGCAAAUAGAAGAAAAGGUCAGACACUUUAUCCAGAACUCCAAGGAACAAUCUUUGGAGCUGCCACCUUCCAAUGCCUUUGGUCGACUCCUUGCGCAUAAGUUGGGUGAUUACUACCAUCUCACCCAUUUCGUGGACAACAAUGUUACUUCAGUCCGACUCCAUAGGACACCUUUCUGCCGACUGCCCACCCCCCUCUCUAUUCUACAUGCUUCAACAAAUAGCACACCGCCUCCGACGAUGCCAGCGAUGAAAAUUAUGCGUCGCACAGAUGGGGAGCGGCCUUCGACCGAAGGAAGCAUAGCCGCAAGUUCGUCGGCUCCCUCCAAAGCUACUUCAGACGCAGGUGACAGUGGUCAUGAUGGGGAGCGUUGCGGCUCAUCCGCCGGAGCCACGCCUGCUAAAGAUAGGCUGCCGCUCACUAGAGAGGAACGCGAAGCGAAGUAUCAGGAAGCUAGAGAGCGGAUUUUCAGGGAUUUCUCAGAAUCAAAAACCCCAGACAUAAACGGAGAUUCCACCACCAAUAUUUCCCGCUCCAGCUCCACUAGUGGGCGGAAGAAGACACAGAGGCAAAAAACUCCCCAUGACGACAGUUUUGAGGCUCGUUCCCAGUUCAAUGCGUAUUAUCCAGGCAUGAAUUACUCCAACGGACCAAUAUCGUACGGUAUGGGCAUGGGUGACCCAUCAGCCCCCAAUCAACCUUAUAUGGUAGGACCUGGAGUAGCGCCACCAAGUAUGGGAUAUGCCCCUGCUCAAGGCGGCGUCAUGUAUUCUGGACAAGUGAAUAUGACCUCGGCGCCUCAUUAUCCCAUGCCGGUAUCUCCUCAGAUGACUACAAGCAGCCCUUGGCAGAAUGCCGGUGUUCCCCAACAAUCACCCUACUCCGGGUAUGCCGCCAUGAACCAGUCACCAGCAAUGACAUCUGCCAAAGUCUCUCCGGGCUUGAACAACUACCCUAUUUCAAAUCCAGCACAAUUCCAGCCGACUCCUCCGGGUUGGUCCUCUCCGCCGUAUCAGAGUGGCUACCAACAACCCACCCAUCGGAAUCAACCACCAAUUCCGUGGACAAACUACCAAACGCAACCACUCAACACAACCUCUUACCCAUAUCCCCAAUACGCUGGCCAACCUAUGAACUCCGGAAUGCCAACCCAUCCAGGUUCACAUCCCCUGCCGGGUACCUUCAAUGGCAAUAGAUCCCACUUCAAUCCUCAAACGCGCUCCUUUGUUCCAGGUGGCGCUGGCUUGGGGCGAUAUCCUGGCAAAAGUAGCCAACCCGGCAUGUAUGGGGGUCUGCAGCCCGGUCUGCAGCCUCAAUGGAACGCAUAUCAAGACCCGCAUAGCAAAGGCCAGGAGCAAUCUGGACCCAGUUUACCCCGGGGGAUACCUUCGGGAACCAAAGAUUCGAUUGCCAAAUGGGGAACACCGUCUCACCUUCCUCCAAAACCGCCUCCAUCCGAAGUUCCAUCUGAUUUUGAAUUGAAGCACCGGAAUCCCCCCCUUUCCUCCUCCUCCUCCUCCUCCUCCUCCCCCCCCACCAAUUCUUAUACUGGGAAUGCGUUGCCCAACCCUAAAAAUGGCCCCCUUGUUGUUUCUGGAGGGACGAGUCUUGCACGGCCAAGCUCAUAA
Molecule: messenger RNA, 2433 nt
Organism: Aspergillus ochraceoroseus IBT 24754
Lineage: Eukaryota; Fungi; Ascomycota; Eurotiomycetes; Eurotiales; Aspergillaceae
Product: putative R3H domain protein
Exons: 4
Coding region: 1-2433 (810 amino acids)
Biological process (GO): galactose metabolic process
Molecular function (GO): nucleic acid binding
Source: RefSeq, a predicted model, not a curated record